AUGAGGAAGAAGCAAAAUGGGUUUAGAAGGCCUGUUGUCAUCAAGAACAAGAGGAAUAGUAAGCAACCAGAGUCACAGCCUAGUGUUGAUCCCAUUACGGGGAAGAAGAUACCGAAAAGUUUUGUUUUUGCACGAGGGAAGUUGCCUGUCCCUCUUAAACAGCUUCAGAUGGACCUUAGGAAGUUGAUGCUUCCUUAUACUGCACUCAGUCUCAAGGAGAAGAAACGGAAUAGUCUGAGAGACUUUUUGAACGUUGCUGGACCAAUGGGCGUUACACAUUUCCUCAUAUUGUCAAAAACUGCAUCUGCGCCUUACUUGAGGGUUGCAACUACCCCACAAGGACCUACUCUUACAUUUAAGAUACAAGAAUACGCAUUGGCUGCUGAUAUUGCUCGAUCUCAAUUGCAUCCUCGAUGCCCUAAGGAUCUUUUUAAAAAUUCUGCAUUGAUUGUGCUUUCUGGAUUUGUCAGUGGAGAUUUACCUUUACGGCUUACAACUAACAUGUUCCAGAAUAUUUUUCCAACAAUCGACGUUAAAACUGUCAAACUCGCUUCUUGCCAAAGAAUUGUGUUGCUUAAUUACAACAAAGACACUAAGCUCAUUGAUUUUCGGCAUUAUUCGAUUAGACUACAACCUAUAGGUGUUUCACGGAGAAUUAGAAAACUUGUUCAAAGCCAUCAGGUUCCUGAUCUAAGGAAUCUUCAAGACGUGAGCGAUUUUGUCACAAAGGCUGGCUAUGGAUCAGAAAGUGAAGCAGAUGAAGAAGCAGCAACAGUGACUUUGUCUAGUAAUAUUGGUAGAGUUAACCGGGCUGCUACAAAAAGUGCUGUAAGACUUCAAGAGAUUGGUCCAAGGAUGACUCUUCAACUCGUUAGGAUUGAGAAGGGAUUGUGUUCGGGUGAAGUCCUCUUCAGCGAAUCUGCGUCAGGAAAACCUGGUGACAAAGGAAAAACUGAUGAUGAGAUGGACAAUAAUGACGAAGAUUCAGAAGGCGGUGAAGAUGAUGAUCAAGAUGAAGAUGGAGAUGGAGAAGAUCUAGAGGAUAAUGAAAAUGAUGAAGAGCUUGAUUAG
Messenger RNA from Vicia faba (fava bean), 1071 nucleotides. The record is from the annotation of a GenBank genome assembly. Lineage: Eukaryota; Viridiplantae; Streptophyta; Magnoliopsida; Fabales; Fabaceae.